AUGGCUUCCUCGAUGCCUCUCGUCACGCUGGAGGAGCACUAUGUUGAUCAUCAGGUGCUCGGCACCUCGCAGGAGGAUGCAUUCGCUUAUUCCGCCUUCCCCCAGCCCUUGAUGGACAAGCUGGCCUCGCUGGGCGACGACCGCCUCGCCGACCUCGACGCCAACUCCAUCUCCAUGCAAGUUCUUUCCCACGCGCCUGUCGAUCCAUCUCCACACGUCUGCCGCGGGGCCAAUGACCGUUUGGCCGCGACCGUCCGGAGAAAUCCUACCCGCUACGCUGCCUUUGCCCUCCUGCCCAUGGUUGAUCCCCAAGCUGCAGCCGAGGAGUUGAACCGCUGCGUGCGCGACCUUGGCUUCGUCGGCGCUCUGGUCAGCAACCAUCACAAAGGCUCUUUCUACGACGACCCUCGCUAUUGGCCCGUCUUUUCCACUGCCCAGGGCCUGGACGUGCCUGUCUACAUCCAUCCCGCCUUCCCCUCCCAGGACAAAAUCUACCAGUACCGCGGCCACUACUCGGAGCCAAUUGCCCAGAUGCUGGGCGCCUGGGGCUGGGGCUGGCACUGCGACGUCGGCCUCCACGUCCUCCGCCUGUACGCCGCUGGCCUGUUCGACCUCUUCCCGAAACUAAAGAUCGUCAUUGGGCACAUGGGAGAGAUGUUGCCGUUCCAGCUGGACCGCAUCAUCGAUAUCACCGAGGGCAUGAACACGCCCGAGUGGAACCGCCAGCGUGGGCUCCGCCAAGUCUGGGAGAGCAACAUCUGGAUCACCACAUCGGGCAUGUUCUCGCUCGCUCCCAUGACAUGCUUGUUGAAGGUCACAUCUCCCGACAAGAUCAUGCUCAGCGUCGACUAUCCCUUCUCGGCUAAUGAGAAAGGCAAACAAUUCAUCGAUGACCUCUGGAACAGCGGCCUUGUGAGUGGGAGGGAUGUGGAGGGCAUUGCGUAUAGGAACGCUGAGGCUUUGUUGAAGAUUCGUACCGGCGAAGAUAACGGCUACAGCAACCUUGCGCACAAACGCGCAUUGGGCGAGGGCGUCAACGACAACUCGUUGAGAAAGAAGCGUGGAAGGCCUCCAAAAGAUUCCGAUAUGCCUCCCUCCGAACCGGGUGCUCAAGUGCCCAUCUCCCCCGUCGAGAGUGAGGCCGCCGCUCGUCGCAUGGAGAAGAGGAGAUGCCAGUACUGUCAGAGGAUCUUCAGCAGAAUCGAACAUCGAGUACGCCAUGAGAAGACUACCCACAUGGGGGAGAAACCCUUCCAAUGCCAAUACUGCUCAAAGGCUUUCUCAAGAAGCGACAACUUUCACCAGCAUCUCCGUACUGUCCACAGCAGCGAGACAGCCUCUACUAACCAACAGAACGGUGAUAACAACACCGGCUCCAACAGCAACGACGGCAACAGCACGAACGACCAAUCGGGAACGGUCUUUGAUCAGUCAGAUACUGCGACAUCCUUCUUCGAGGGUCUUCAAACGUACGCGAAUGAAAACAACAGCCCCGCUGAAGCCCAGGAAGGUUCCUGGGACUAA
Lasiodiplodia theobromae is the source of this 1524-nucleotide messenger RNA. RefSeq names its product Amidohydrolase 2. The coding region runs from base 1 to 1524 and encodes 507 amino acids. Gene Ontology annotation, molecular function: hydrolase activity; carboxy-lyase activity. Gene Ontology annotation, cellular component: cytoplasm; cytosol. The record is from RefSeq and is a predicted model, not a curated record. Gene Ontology annotation, biological process: secondary metabolic process. NCBI's taxonomy places the organism in Eukaryota, Fungi, Ascomycota, Dothideomycetes, Botryosphaeriales, Botryosphaeriaceae. The transcript has 3 exons.